Python bivittatus (Burmese python) is the source of this 3643-nucleotide messenger RNA. RefSeq names its product ankyrin repeat domain 42 (gene ANKRD42). NCBI's taxonomy places the organism in Eukaryota, Metazoa, Chordata, Lepidosauria, Squamata, Pythonidae. Gene Ontology annotation, molecular function: protein binding. The record is from RefSeq and is a predicted model, not a curated record.
AUGCCGGCUGCUCUUCCCCCGCAACAUGAAAGGCCAAAGAAAACAAAGUGCAGAAGCAUUCACGAGGCUGUCAAAACUGGGAACAUAAAACAACUGAGUGAUAUGGUGGCCUUUGGCAUCAGCAUUAAUGAGGUGGAUCCAGUCUAUAAGUUUACACCUUUGCACUGGGCAGCCCAUUCUGGAAGCCUGGAGUGCCUUCACUGGCUUCUUUGGCAUGGAGCUGAUCAGACCGCAGUGACAGUGCGAGGAUGGACAGGACCUCAUUUGGCUGCGAUUAGAGGCCAAGAUGCCUGCAUGCAGGCCCUCCAUCUCAACUGUGUAAAUCUAGGAACUCCAGAUGACCUAGGGUGUACCCCGGCACACCUUGCAGCAACUCACGGACACUCAUUCACUUUACAAACCAUACUCCGGAGUGGGGUGGAUGUCAACGCUUCUGAUAGGAAUGACUGGAAACCUAUACACAAUGCUGCUUUUUAUGGCCGGCUCGGCUGCCUCCAGCUUCUUGUAAGGUGGGGAGCUACUUUAGAUGAUGCAGAUAAAGAUGGAAAUCUUCCAGUUCAUCUGGCAGCCAUGGAAGGUCACCUGCACUGCUUUAAGUAUUUGGUGAGCAAAAUGCCCACAUUGGUCCACUCCUUGAAAGCCCGGAAUGACCAUGGUGAGACUCCAAGGGAUCUGGCCGAGAGGUUCUACAAGGAAACCAUCCUUGUAUACAUUGACAGUCUACAGGAGGAGGCAGAUCCAUUGGACAAAGAAGAAAAUUUAAGCUUUCCAGGCCAUGAUGCUGCCUUCAGAGGGGACCUGGACACCUUAAGAAUGCUACUGGAAAAUAAAAUCAUCAAUAUUAAUGAGCGGGAUGAUCAGGGAUCCACCCUCCUGCACAGAGCGGCUGGACAAGGUCAUUUACAUAUCUUAGAAUGGCUGAUCAACAGGGAAGCCAAUUGUGAUAUUGCCAAUGAUGGUGGAGAAACCCCAAAAGAUGUUGCAAAGAGGUUUGCCCAGCUGGCUGUUGUGGAAUAUCUAAGAAACAAGAUGGGAAAUGACUCAGAUGAGGAACUUGAUGUAAAAGAUCCAAAGUUCUUUGAAAGUCAUGGUGUGGAAGGGAGUACAGAUGACAAGGGGGAUCUGAAUGCAGACAAACAAGACAAAAUUGAAUCCCGUGAAAGAGCCUAUCGAAAAGUGGAAGAGUUGCAAAGUCUUCUAGACAUGGCCAUCAGCAACUUCAAGCAGCUUGGAGGAAUCACUCCGCAGGAAAGGCAGACCAAACUGGAAGAGAAAAGGCUCAGAAGAUCCAUCUCUGAGCUGAACGUGCAGCUGGAAUAUGAGCGGAUACGACGGGAGAAGCUAGAAGCUCAACUGGACGAGGCCCGAGCAGAAAUAGGAAAACUCAAAGAGCUACAAGAAAAAAACGAGAUGGCUCCGACCCGUAAGGUCUCUGGGGAGGCGUUGGAUUCCCUUAAAGGAGAGUCUGACUCAGACAAAGCGGCCUCCGACUUGCAUAAAGUGUCUUUUGACACCAGGAAGGAGAAGAAGAAAUUGAAGAAAAGGCCUCUCUUUAGCCCCGGUGGAGUGUUUGUAAGAAGAUUCUAAGAAAAGCGAGUAGCAAGUAGAGGAGCAUCUUACUCAAUGGACUUUAUAGGGAAAAUUAAGUUCAGUCGACUUCUCAGACAAUUCUCAGCACAAAGGAAUGUCAACUAACAAUGCCAUAUCCUUAGCUAAAAAAGCACGUCCUUUUUUGAUGUCAUAAAUAUAUUGCCUUGCAAGAAUCUGGACUUGAAGGGAAAAAGGUAAUUUGGAGUACCACGUGCCCACCUGUUGGAACUCAAGUUACAUCUUUCCCUGGGUUUGCGUGGUUUUUGAUUUAAGGAGGCAUUCACAGGUUUAAGGCCUGUGGCCCCAUAGCCUCCAAAUCACCUUCCUCCUUCAAAUCCAGAUUAUUUUAUACAGAUUAUUGAACAUCAUUUUUGUGCAACCUUGUAGAUGUGAAACACUGCAGCUCUCAGAGUGAAAUUCUAGCAAUUUUGGGGAUCAUGGUUUUAACCCAUCUUGAGGAUCCAAAAUUGGGAAAGGCUGCCCCUGAACCAGGUUGCCAUUACAGAAGAGGGUUUUGAAGUGGACUGCCAAUUAUGAUACACUAGCACUUCAUUAAAGACUUUAAUUUUUUUUUUUUUAAAUCUCUAAUGCUAACUUGCUUCUCUGCCAAGGUUCAAUACCAUUUCUGCUGUAUGAUGAAGACACGAGUAAACUGAAAAGUUUAACAUGACUAAUGCAUCUGUCUUAUUUUAUAUCAGCAAGUACAAGAACCCCAGCAGAGAUGGUUGAAAAAGCAAGAUUCCUUUGGUUAUACAUGGUAAAACUGUUCUUUUAAAAAAGGGGAAAGGAAAAAAAAGGUUUAUGAAUAUAAACUAUGGCAAUAAGAGAUGGGGAAAACAAGGGAUCUUCAAAAGAGAAAAGCAAAGUGUAAUGAUAAUAGUAGGUUGAGAUAGCAAUGCUUUUUUGAGGAGCUAUGCAAGUUCUGGUGCUCAGAGGUGCGGAAUGACAGUAUGUAUGGUGUCUAUAUAUUCUUUAAGACCUAGAGUUCUAAAAACUCUACCAUUCUGGUGUCCAGAAUGGUAUAUAUAGUCCACCUUCUAUUAAGGUCUCAGAGUAGAAAGGUAUGGAUGUCAUGUUAUGUCAUGUCCUUAUGUACAGAAGACCAGGUGACUCAAUGCUAUCACUGAUGACAUAAGCAGGGGCUUACAAGAACCCAAAGAAACAGUUGUUGAAGGCAAUCCUGGUGAAGUGAGGUCUGUUGGGUCACAAAGUAUAGGAAGGAACUGAAUGACUGAGCAACUCUGGUAUAAUUGUAGCCAAGCAGAAAAUUCAGAGAACCCUAAUAUUAAAACAAGGCAUUCACUGAAAAGAAUCUGUUAGAAACAUUCAGCAGCAGGAAUUGUUUCUGAAGAAGUCCAGCUCCUUGUGCUUUGGGGCCACUUUCCUAACCCACCUCCCUUCAACAUGUCAGACUAAGAAUUCAGGUAUUUCUCCAGUGUCUGGAAAGCACAAGAUGAAGCAGGACCGCUUGGUUUAACUAGUCCGGUUCUAUCAUGUUGGGCAAAUUCAACCUCCAUGUGGCUCAUUUACUGUUGGGAGAAGGCAGGGGUGUCGAAAAUGCAGCACAUUAGCAGACCUUUUUGGCCCCCCCCCCAGCGAUGGAGCCAUAACUUUGGAACCUUUCUGCAUUUUGGGGGGCAUUAACCAUGGCUGCCAGGAAAUUUAGCACGUUCCUUGAACCAGCAAAACUUGUGCGAAUCCGACUACUAAGUGACGGCGGUUUAUACACCACAGUUUUAGUGUGAACCCAGUUAAUCAAGGCUUAUUCAAUAAAAUACGGCUAACGAGCUAGAGUGCCAUGUUCGUCUGUAAGCGGGUCAGGGUGUGAAACCCAACCGUGUUGUACUGGCAGAUGUAUGACUUCCCCAAAACAACCACUGGGCUAAGGCAAAUCCAAUCAAUCCUGGCCAAAAGAAGAAAUCUAGCAAGAACGCCACAGGUUAAGAAAUACGCUCAGUGGUAACUUCCACUGGAUCAUCACAGAAGAGAGUUCAAGACUGCGGCAGUCCAAAAUUGCUCUGGCAUUCCUUCUUCAUUACAAACAGUGCUAAGC